AUGUUGGCCAGAAAGAAUUUGAUUGUUUUGAACUGCGUGGUGAGCAUGAUCAGCAGAAGAUUUAAUCACAAAAUCGGGAUCCUUGGAGCACCAUUAUCGAGGGGACAGAGAAAGGAGGGUGUAAGAAUUGGACCAGACGCUUUAAGGAAAUCCGGGCUGCUGACAGCGCUUCAAACUGGAGGUUGUAAUCUGAAAGACUAUGGCAACUUGAAAUUUGAAGAUGAGCCAAAAGACGAGCCAUUCAGAACCGUCAAAAUGCCACGGACUGUGGGAAAAGCAAAUGAGAAACUAUCUCGAGUUGUAAGCAAAGUAAAAGCAGAUGGCCGGAUCUGUGUCAUUCUUGGGGGAGAUCACAGUUUGGCAAUCGGAUCAAUUUCUGGAGAUGCAGCAUUUCACUCAAACCUGUGUGUGGUAUGGGUAGAUGCCCAUGCUGACAUUAACACUCCUAGUACAACAGCGUCAGGUAAUCUGCAUGGACAACCUGUGUCAUUUCUCAUCAAGGAACUCAAGACUGAGAUUCCAGCUGUCCCAGGAUUCAGUUGGCUGGAACCAUGUUUAUCUGCAAAAGACAUUGUUUAUAUUGGUCUGAGAGAGGUGGAUCCUGGUGAGAAAGAUAUUAUAAAGAAGUUAGGAAUUAAAUUCUUCUCUACAAUGGAUGUAAAUCACAUGGGAAUAGAGAAAGUCAUGGAGAUGACCAACGAUUACUUGUAUUCAAGAGUAAAGAAACCGAUUCAUCUUAGUUUUGACAUUGAUGGAUUUGAUCCCAUUCUGGCACCUGCUACAGGAACCCCUGUAGAGGGAGGUCUCACGUAUGACCAAGGUAUCUUUGUGGCGAGUGAAAUCCAUAAAACAGGCCUGCUGUCAGCAAUUGAUCUAGUGGAAGUCAACCCAUCUUUAGGAAAAACAAAAGAAGAAGUUACAUCUACUGUGAAUGCUGGUCGAGAUGUUAUCUUGAAAGCACUCGGCUAUUUGGAAAAAUGA
Molecule: messenger RNA, 981 nt
Organism: Carcharodon carcharias (great white shark)
Lineage: Eukaryota; Metazoa; Chordata; Chondrichthyes; Lamniformes; Lamnidae
Product: arginase-1-like
Exons: 8
Coding region: 1-981 (326 amino acids)
Cellular component (GO): nucleus; cytoplasm; cytosol
Molecular function (GO): arginase activity; manganese ion binding
Source: RefSeq, a predicted model, not a curated record